Messenger RNA from Papaver somniferum (opium poppy), 711 nucleotides. RefSeq names its product oleosin 1-like. The record is from RefSeq and is a predicted model, not a curated record. Gene Ontology annotation, biological process: lipid storage. Bases 23 to 466 code for a protein of 147 amino acids. The transcript has a single exon. Gene Ontology annotation, cellular component: membrane; monolayer-surrounded lipid storage body. Lineage: Eukaryota; Viridiplantae; Streptophyta; Magnoliopsida; Ranunculales; Papaveraceae.
UCUUAACCGCUGGAUUAACAUCAUGGAGGAUCAUCAUCAAUAUCAUCAUCAACAAUCAGUAAUGGCACCAGACAAACGUCAAACCGUCAAGUUCCUAACAGCAACAACAAUUGGAGUAGCAUUACUUGUUUUAUCCGGGUUAACCUUAACCGGAACAGUUAUCUCCCUAGUUGUUGUAACACCACUGUUGGUGUUGUUCAGUCCUGUUCUUGUCCCUGCUGGGAUAGUUUUAUUCCUAACCACAGCUGGGUUCUUAUUCUCUGGUGGAAUGGGUGUAGCUGCAUUAUCUGCAUUGACAUGGAUCUAUAACUAUGUCUCAGGUAAACAUCCAGUUGGUUCAGAUAAAGUUGAUCAUGCCCGCAUGAGGUUGGCUAACAAGGCAAGAGAUGUCAAGGAUAGAGCUAAGGAUUAUGGUCAUUAUGUUCAGAACAAAGCUCAUGAGGUUGCCCAACAGGCUACUUCUUAAACUUCAUGAACCACAUUGUGUAUGGCUUGAGCUUGAUCAUCAGUUGGUCAGGUGGGGGUGCAGGUGGACUACUUUAGCCACUCUUUAUGUUUCCUUUGAAGCUUUUAGCAGUCUUUUGAUUUAUGAAUCAGCUACUAGGUUUUAGAUUUGGGAUGGUGUAAUAAUUUUCUCUGGCAAGGUGUUGUUUGUGUUUAUUAGGGUUGUCGUUUGGGGAGAAAUGUGAUGUUUUAUGUACCCUUUUUGUG